AUGAUACCUGGCAAGACUGCGGCGGCCAAUGACAUUGAAAGGCAGCAGCUGAUAGACGAAAAGAAAGUCUUCGGCGAGGUUACCGGCUGCACACCAAACGAGGGUCUUCAGUUUGGAUGCCUUCCACAAGCAUGGCUUGCAAUCUUGGUUUCACUUCUUCAGAUCUUCCUCUAUGCCCCUCUGGCGCUCGUUUCCAGAAUCUACUACGAGCGCUGGGUUGGCGCCAGGAUUCUCCUGAGGAUGUGCUGCCUGGGAAUGGAGCCAUGGACGGCAAACAUUGCUCUAAUGAUUGGCAUGGGGAACUUGUACCACAGCCUCAAGUUGCAGGAGUGCUCAGUCCCGUCCAAACGGCUGCAGGGAAGCCAUCAAAGGAUCAAGAACUCCUUCAUGAGUGACGUGCUUGGCAGUGACUUUAUCAUGGGCGAAGGAGAUUACGAUUGCUGGAUGCCGUGGUGGAUCCGCUGGCUUGGAACGCAGGUGCUUUCACGAUUGGCGUUGCUUUACUACCCGAACACUCUCGAACCCGAUAAGCUUAUCAGAUGCGACAAACUUGACUUCGAGGAGAUAUGUGGAACGACUAUAGAACGAUUCGGAAAGCAAUUUGGUGCCCGUGUAGAUCUGUCUGCAGAACGGCACUCGGAGCUUGGGGCCAUUCGAUUGUGCACUCAAGGUUUGGGAGCAUUCGCCUUGCAAAAAAGAGGCUCCUCAUAUGUGGUGGAUUACAGUUCCAUGGAAGAAAUGCCUGUUAGAGAGGGCUACAUGAGGAUGGGUGGCUGCAUGCGACUGUCUUCGUCUCUGGCCCAUGUAGAAGGACUCGACCUUUUCGGCAAGACCUACCUCCCGACGGAUCCGGCCUGGGCUGGUGCUCUGCACAUUUUCCGGUGCACCUGCGGUGCGGCUCUGAUCUUCUAUCCCCACACCAUCUCAUGCCACUACCUUCGCGGCGGCUUCACUGCUACGGUUGUGCGCGAGAUGGAUCCUGAUCAUGCGUGGCGAAGGGUUCUGACGCCCUUCACAGUGAUGACUCUUCAUGUCAACUGGGGAGCCAAGAGCAUCAUCUCCGGUCCGGGCGCAAUCUUUGAUCGCCUAGGCCCCUUCUCUCAGUGGUCCACUCAGGAAUUAUUCAGGUCAGCCUGUCGGCAGUUCCGAAUCGAAAGCUUCGCAAGCAACCUGCGGCGAAGAGGGGUGAGGGACCUCAGAAGACAAGAAUACGCAUAUGGAUACUGGGGCCUCAAGCUGUAUUCGAUUUUUGAGACUUUUGCAAAGGAGUACAUAGAGCAGUACUGGCCUACCGAUGCAAGUGUCACUGCAGACGCCGAACUGCUCUGGUUCUUUGAUCAAUACAGUCGCCUCUUGCCGGAGAUCUGUGAACACGCUCCUUCUGGCCGUGUCUCCACACAAGAAGAGCUUGUCACAUUCUUAGCCUCGCAUAUCUGGGAGGUGACUGCUGCGCAUGAGCACAGCGGCCAUGUAGGUGAUCUCCUGCGACAGUAUGAUAUGUUCCACACCCAUGUGGUUGAAGGGAAUCUGGC
This is a messenger RNA of Symbiodinium sp. CCMP2456, 1532 nucleotides long. The record is from the annotation of a GenBank genome assembly. Lineage: Eukaryota; Dinophyceae; Suessiales; Symbiodiniaceae.